Molecule: messenger RNA, 832 nt
Organism: Hylaeus volcanicus
Lineage: Eukaryota; Metazoa; Arthropoda; Insecta; Hymenoptera; Colletidae
Gene: PIG-P
Exons: 5
Coding region: 424-696 (90 amino acids)
Cellular component (GO): EKC/KEOPS complex
Source: RefSeq, a predicted model, not a curated record
UGCACUUUCACAUGCGUCAAUCCAAUCAUUGUAUACAUCCAGAGGUUCAGAAAGUAAAUUUAUUGUUGUUUGAAAAUCUUCUAAGCAUACCCUGCAGGAAUCAGCUGGAGACGGCAAAACACAGUACAUUCAUACAAAAUUACUAGAUUUAUGUGCACUCACAUGUACUUGAAAAACGCACACUUUCACAUUGAUAACACGUUGAAUAGAUAAUUUACUUGUUUUAAUUGUUUUUUAAUUUUCAUUUUAAAUAUCUGAAUUGCUGUAUUGGUUAAUUCGUUUUGGGGGGUUGGCGAUCAAAUAUUAUCCGUAAGAGAUUGCGUACAUUGUAAAAAAUGUCUAUAUAAAUAUUAUUGAGACGUUUUCUUAAUUGUAAUUGCGAAAAUACUUUAAUGUUAAUGAAUUAAGUGACUUUCUGAUACUAUGAGUACUCUAAGUGUAAAUUUAUCUAUACCUUUCCCAUCGGCAAGGGAGGCAGAAAUUAUUUAUCAAGUCCUUAGAGUUGAUAAAGAGCCUUCAAGAAGUGGCGUUUCAAAAGAUUUGACAUUAAAUAAUAAUAUUUUGCAAGUAUUAUUUUCUGGAGCCGAAGCAAGAAAAGUCAGAGUAGCACUGACAUCAUUUUUUGAUAGUUUGAUUUUAGUAACUGAAACUAUUCAACAAUUUGGACCACCUGCGCCUACUUAUAAUUAUUAUUAAUUUGGGCAAUAGUACCAGAUGAAACAUUACAUAAUUUAGGAUUAACAUAUUGGCCUUCCAAGUAUUGGGCAGUAGCAAUUCCAAUUUGGGCUUUAACAGCUCUUGCUACCUUUGCAUUUCUUAUUUAUCCAGCUUU